UCCCUUCAAUUCCUUAACCAUCAUCAUCUAUGUCACUUCUUCACUGACUGUACAUCUGAAUCUGUUACAGAUUUUCACCACUUUCACUAUAACGAACACUACAAAAUACUAACUGUGACAGAGAACAAAUACCUCCUAAUUUGUUUCAAAAGUUGUUUCUUGUGUAUAUAUUUAUUUAUUUGGUAAUGGAAAUGGAAGAUUUUGAUUGGAGUUAUGAUAUACUUGGAGAUGGUUUUCAAGUAAACAAUGAAGUAUUUGGAAGUGGGUAUGGUUCAUCUUUCUCUUUGGUUUUGGAUAGGGAGAGAGAUGAGCUUGUGGAAGCACCUGCUAAAAUGGAGAAAAAGGGUGUGUCUAAUGAGAGAAGCAUUGAAGCUUUGAAGAACCAUAGUGAAGCAGAGAGAAGGAGACGAGCUAGGAUUAAUGCACAUCUUGAUACACUUCGCAGUGUGAUUCCAGGUGCUUUGAAGAUGGACAAAGCAUCAUUACUUGGUGAGGUAAUUCUACAUUUGAAAGAGCUAAAAAGGAAUGCAGCACAAGCAUGUGAAGGUUUAAUAAUACCAAAGGACAAUGAUGAAAUAAGUGUUGAAGAACAAGAAGGUGGAAUAUAUGGUUUUCCUUUUUCAAUUAGAGCAUCACUAUGUUGUGAAUAUCAACCAGGGUUAUUGUCUAAUAUAAGACAGGCACUAGAAUCUCUUCAUCUCAUGAUCAUGAAGGCAGAUAUUGCAACUUUUGGAGGAAGGAUGAAGAAUGUCUUUGUGGUAAUUAGUUGUGAGGAACAGAACUUGGAUGUUGCUGAAUACAGACAGUUUCUUGCUGGAUCUGUUCAUCAAGCUCUUAAGUCUGUACUCAAUAGAUUUUCUGUUUCACAAGACAUGUUAGGAGCUAGAAAAAGGAGGAGGAUUUCUAUAUUUAGUUCUUCAUCUUUAGAAGAUUUCUUAUAAGCUUAAUUCUCAAGUAAUUUAAAUCUCUAUAUAUCACUACCAUGUUUAAAUGUGAUGAGAAAGUAGAGAGAGUGUAUUAGUAAUUUCUUGUACCAUGUAUACAUGUUCUAAAGGUUGUUCUUCCAAUCUCUCAAAUUUGGUUAUGUAACCUUUUUUUUAAGAUGAAUCACGUGAAAACAUAAGGGGCAUUUUAUCCGGGUAGUACAAAUAUUUAGGUGGUUUGACUUUGACAAAUUGGUUUAUAGACAAAAUGGAAUUUCUAUGAUUUAGUACUGGUUUA
Molecule: messenger RNA, 1221 nt
Organism: Cicer arietinum (chickpea)
Lineage: Eukaryota; Viridiplantae; Streptophyta; Magnoliopsida; Fabales; Fabaceae
Product: transcription factor bHLH30-like
Biological process (GO): regulation of DNA-templated transcription
Molecular function (GO): DNA-binding transcription factor activity; protein dimerization activity
Source: RefSeq, a predicted model, not a curated record